GGAGAUUGUUUGCCUUUAAUCUUUUCUUAAGAAACUUCAUAAUUCAUUCAACAAGCACCACAUCAAUGGAAAACGAAAACGUAGUCCCCGUUGAUCCCGGCAGCCCGCUUUUUCUGUCUGGUGAUGGUUUUGAGUCGGCAGGUGUCCUCUUCCCGCACGCCGUGUUUCACUUCCCUUCAAAGGAAAAGAAAGAGGCUUGCGAUUUCCUGGAUAAGCGGCUAGGUCUCAAAAGGCAAACACUAGAAGCUCGCAUCGCCCGUGUGGAGAGGAAGAUAAGAGCUCUGGAAAGUGAUCCCUUUCAAUGGGAAUGGCGGAAUUUUGAUUCUGUUGCUGAGAUCCCGAAGAUGCUCCGGAUGUAUCUCCGUGCUAAGGGAGUUCCGGGGCCCGUGAAUGCCCCGAUCUAUACCGCUCCAUCUGAUGGCGAAGAAGAAGGCGAGGAGGAUACCAGCACCUGUCGGAAACGCGUUCGGGAUCGUUCCGAAGUGGAUGCCAAGAACAAGGCGUCCACUUCGAAAAUCAAACCGGCGAUGAAGGAGCCUGUUCCUGAGCCUCUUCCUUAAAUGUUCCCUAACUCUGCUCCUAUUUUGAACUCGUAAUGGGCUUCGGCCCUCUUUUU
Molecule: messenger RNA, 616 nt
Organism: Arabidopsis lyrata subsp. lyrata
Lineage: Eukaryota; Viridiplantae; Streptophyta; Magnoliopsida; Brassicales; Brassicaceae
Exons: 2
Coding region: 66-560 (164 amino acids)
Source: RefSeq, a predicted model, not a curated record